AGGGGCGCGCUAUUAUAAUAUAAUAAAAGGUAAAGGGGGCUGAGAAGCUGUUGCUUGCUGUCUACUUCGGGAGCCUUCACUGCCCCGUUCUGUAACCUCCCUUCUUUUGUUUUGUCCGUCCACGAGGCUGUAAAAAGAGAGAUAGGGGCGGCUAUCUAGCGGGAGUCGUUUCGGUUGUAUGCCACGAGGUCCCUAUGGACAAGGGGACAAGUGAAUCAUCGCUUUUGGGCGCAGGCAGCCCUCUACCAUCCAUCCCAUUGCAUUCCAUCGUCUCGUAUUGUACUGUACCGUAUCAGACCAGAUACAUCUAUUGAGUGAGAGAAAGGGAUCAAACUCGAAUUAUAUAUUCUUCAUUUUUAUAUUGAUAGGGAUCCCCAUUCAUUCCUAGAUUCCCGUCACUACGGAUUGAUUGUCCCUACCUAACUACAUGGUAGUGGUCUAGGGAGCGCAAUUGCUAGAGCACGGGAGAAUGAAGAGUAAUGAUUUCAGCAAGAGCAGCCGGACGGACUACUAUAGUGAGUCUAGUGACUACUAGAGUAGAGUUGAGUCAAAAGGUAUGGUAUAGCAGCCUUUCCGAGCGAGCCUCUGGGAUCUCCUGUAAACCCCCAUGAUGUGGUAAAGGGAGGAUAUUAGGGGAAGCAGUGAGUGGGGAUUCCCCUGCAGAGAGCCGGAUGAGGGGAGACCUUCACGUCCGGUUCGGAGGGCGGGGAUAUCCCGACCCUACUAUCAUUAUGCCUUUGCAAUGUUACUUGGUUCAACUCUAUUUGUGACCUUUUCUUGUAUGUGGGACUCUCUAUCUUCUUGGGUAGAUAAUCGAUCGUCUUUCAUUUUGAUAGUGAGUAGUUUUUAUAAUAAUAAGUCAAGUCAAAAAUAAUAAUCGAACUGGAGGAUCUUGCCAGGAUGGCUUGGUAAGCAAGCAACCAGGCGCCAACUCCCAGUUCUUUCUCUUCUCUCUUUUUUAGUUUAGUGACAGCUCAUCAAAACAAUUUGCUAGAUCGAGCACGCGACGCGCAUAGUCUUAAGUU
Messenger RNA from Rubroshorea leprosula, 1025 nucleotides. The record is from the annotation of a GenBank genome assembly. Lineage: Eukaryota; Viridiplantae; Streptophyta; Magnoliopsida; Malvales; Dipterocarpaceae.